Molecule: messenger RNA, 3351 nt
Organism: Maniola jurtina (meadow brown)
Lineage: Eukaryota; Metazoa; Arthropoda; Insecta; Lepidoptera; Nymphalidae
Product: transcription factor Adf-1-like
Exons: 3
Coding region: 134-1192 (352 amino acids)
Biological process (GO): regulation of transcription by RNA polymerase II
Cellular component (GO): nucleus; transcription regulator complex
Molecular function (GO): DNA binding
Source: RefSeq, a predicted model, not a curated record
AGCGGUCAACAAGCGAUCAGAGUGCACAGCGGCGUGUGGCGGGGAGCGGGUAGCGGGAGCGGGCCAAUGCCGCUCAGUUCAUCGCCACGCGUCCCUCCAACCCGUCGCUCCCGCUAGCGCACCCGCGUCCGCUAUGAAGGUGAAAGCUAAACAAGGCGCCCGCUCCAAAAACAUGGACAAGCUCAUAGCCGCUGUCCAAGCGAGGGAAUGUCUCUGGGACAAGAGUUACAGGGGUCAUCGGAAUCGGUUCAAAUUGGAGAGAUAUUGGAACGAAGUAGCGGCCGAAGUUGGAACGACUAGUUUGAACUGCAGAAAAAGAUGGAAGAACCUAAAGGACCAAUGCCGAAAGGAAAUGAGGAAGAAUCCUCACGAAUCAGACUGGCCUCACUUCCAAAAACUCAAGUUCAUCCACAACCAGUUCCUAGCUGAUGAAGAAGAAGGGGACGAGGAUACCGCAGACGAAGUAUUCAACAGUCUAGAUGACUCCAUAAAGCGUCCUAAACUGGGAUAUACCAUGAGGAAGAAGCUACUGAUGAAUAAGAGAAGAACUAUAGAUGUUGACAUGAAUAAGUUGAUUGUGUUGGUCCAAGCGAAGGAGUUGAUAUGGAACAGGCAAUUGAAGGGACACCAUAAUUGGUAUAAAUUGGAUGAGAGUUGGAAGGAGAUUUCUCAGGAGUUGGGAGUUACACGUGACGAAGCAAGACUGAAAUGGAAGUAUCUAAGAGACCAAGCAAGAAAGGAAGCCAGGAAAGGACAAUCCGACUGGGAAUACCUCCCGAAGCUACAGUUUCUGAUCAACCAGUUCAACGAUUACGAAGGAAAUGACACUGCAGAGGACCAUUACAGCCAAGACUUUGACACUAGCGCCGACCAAAGUAGUAACUACUAUGUCGAACCUACUCCAGACCCAACUGAAGUUAACGAUGUGAGCGCUAACGUGAAAGAUGACGAGUUUGAUGAAUUUGACACCAAACCUAUCAUCAUGGAGACUGAUUUCUGUGAUGAUGAUGACGAUCUCCAGAGAAGUGCAGGAAGCAGCAAUGAAGUACCUGAAGCGACGAAGGAUGAAGACAUUGGCUUCUUUAACAGUCUUAUCCCUCAUGUUAGGAAGUUAGGGCCGGCUAAGAAGUUGAUGUUACGUAUGAAGAUUCAAGAACUAGUUUAUAAUACAGUUUAUAAUGAACUUCGAUAAAUUAUUACACUGGGUAAGAUGACUGAUGUCAACAUAGUGUCCGUGUAUAUAUAUUCGCGUGCUUGAUUGCGUGUAUAUUUAUUUGUAACUUAGGCAAUUUAUGUACAUGUCGCAGGUAUAUUGUCAAAGCCGUGAUAUUACAAACUCCCUAGUGAUAUUAUUAUUAAACGGUAGACUGUCAAUCGACUUCAUUUCUUAUAAUGUAACGGUCUAGUUUUAGGGUGAAUAUAAUGUCACGAGGAAACUACAGUGAUAUUGUAAGGCAAUGAUAUUUGGGCAAUUUCACUGGUCGUUAGAUUAUGAGGCUGCCUCUGAUUGGUCCGUUUCCGAGGUUGAAAACGAAGGUUGAAAAAUAUAAUUGACCAAUCAGAACCCUUGAUGUCUCCCACUGCCAAAACCACUCAUAAUAUAGUAGAUUUUUUAUAGUGUCACUAUAAUGACCCCGUGACAUUACAAUAUCACUAAAACCAGGCCGAUAAAUUGUAAAAAAUUAAGUCAAUUGUCAAUCUACCGUUUUAGUUAUAAUAUCACUAGUGAGAUUGUUAUAUCAUGGUUUUGACAAUAUACCUGCGACAUUUAUAAAUAAUGUGGUUAAUUCUGUUAUAACAGCUACUUACAUAAUGAUCCUGAUUCUGAGCGCAACUACAUUUUAGAGUAGGUGUUUGCAUCUUUUUCUUUCAAUGUAAUAAGAAAAGGACAGAAUAAACGAUUUAAUCUGAAACUGUACCUGUCUUGAGCAUAAUGUUUGUAGAGUACGUACCGCCUAUUUUCUGUCCUUUUUUAGAAAUAUGUAUUAAAAAGAAAAAGAUGCAGAUAUUUUUAGUUGAGAGAAAAAUGUCAGAAUCGUCGACGCCAUAUCUAAAUUAAACUAAAAUGACAGGUCUAAAAAAUGUAUUGCUAUCACUUUCUUAUUACUUACUGCGGAAAAGGAAAACAAUAGGUUUCGACCUGCCAGUUUAGUUUUAGUUUAGAUAUUAUCUUAGUACAACUGAAUUAGCCUUAUCAGAAGAAGGAGAGUUUAACAAUUAUUUAGUAUUUUCAAGUGACUCGUGUAAUUUAUGUGAAAAGUCAUAAGUACUAAGUUUUCCUUUUUGUAAUGGUUGUUAGACGGCAUUUUUGGCUUUGCUGUAAACAAAAUAAACUCGACAUUUUUUAGUCUACCACAUCAGAAAAUGAAAUGAAAACUUAUUAAUCAAACUACGGAACCCUAAAACGAAGGAGAGCUGUAGGUAAUGUUUUUAGGGUGUUGGUCUGUAUGUAUUUCUGUUAGGUUUUGUACCUAUCUAUUGUAAUCAUUUAUCGAAGAUAAUGAACUAAGCACUUUUUUAAGUUAUGUAUAAUAAAUACUUUUUCAUUUAAUCCUUGAUAAAUCUAUCGUUAAAAAAAGACGCAUAAAUAAUAUGGGUUUUACAUACUAUAAGCUACUAAUAAGGUUUUUUUAUUUACGAAAAUAAUACAUUUUGUAAAGCCAUACUUCGUUUAAUUUUUUGUAAAAAAAAGGCAUUUAUGGGGAAGUUUAAUCAGUGAAUUGGAAUUUGGCGUAAAACUCACUCUACUGAAGAUUUGCUGUUGUAUUUAAUCUUGAUAAGUAAUUUUGUGGUAUCUGGUAUUACAUACUUAAUAAUUAUUAUUAUGAUAAGUCCAAAAAUCAGAUUUUACAGGAUGAGCAUUUUACUUAAAAUUUGAAAAAAAACCGGCAUAAACGUUUUAUUAAUAUAUUUUGUUAAUUAAUGUUUAUUCCGGCAUCUUUUGAUAAUUAUAAUGUUCUAAGUAUUUAUUGUGUUAAAAAAAAUUGUCUUAGCCAGAUGAAAUAUUAUGUUCAUUUCGGUUUAUGGCAGUUUUUUCAACUAUCAAAUAUUAUACUUACUGUUGAAUAGUGUUGAAUUUGGUUUUUGGACUUAUCACAAUGUCCGUAUUACAAGAAAUCACAGAAUUGUUAAAAAAGCAGGUUGAAAAACAAAAUCGUGAUAAAAAGCAUCACAUUUUCGAGCCAUGGUAUCGAUACGAUAAUAUAGUUAACUAUACAUAAUAUAUUUAAUAUUUUUUUUAAUACUUUUGGAGGCUGAUUAUAAUUUAAGCUAUCUUUUCUAAACUUUAAGUGAGUACCUUAUUUUUAAUUACUUUUUAAGUGUUUCUGAGUAAGUAAAAAUGAGUUUAAU